UCCAGCAACACUCAGGUGAACAAGCUGAUGCAGACCGAGGAGGGCGGGGUUUAUGGAGGAGAGGGGGAGGUAGGGAAGGACGAUGUGCGACGGGCUGUGAAUAAUGAAGGUGAGGGGGUCACCUACAGCUACUCCUUAUUCCACUUACACUUCUGCCUGGCCUCCCUCUACAUCAUGAUGACACUCACCAACUGGUACCAGCCAGACACCACCAGCCAGGCCAUGCAGAGCAGUAUGCCAGCUGUGUGGGUGAAGAUCAGCUCCAGUUGGCUGGGCCUGGGCCUCUACCUCUACCCUGCUCACCCCGCUCAUGUUUCCCGACCGAGACUUCAGCUGAACAGCCCCCCCAUGGUGUGUGUUGGGGGGGGGGGGGAUCUGAGUCUGAGCCCUCUUACUGAAAUAAUGUAAUAUGUACACAUCCUGAUUAAAGCUCACUGGUC
This is a messenger RNA of Oncorhynchus mykiss (rainbow trout), 440 nucleotides long. NCBI's taxonomy places the organism in Eukaryota, Metazoa, Chordata, Actinopteri, Salmoniformes, Salmonidae. The record is from RefSeq and is a predicted model, not a curated record.